This is a messenger RNA of Colossoma macropomum (tambaqui), 6166 nucleotides long. It is a transcript of the gene rorb, whose product is annotated as RAR-related orphan receptor B. Gene Ontology annotation, molecular function: nuclear receptor activity; zinc ion binding; RNA polymerase II cis-regulatory region sequence-specific DNA binding. Gene Ontology annotation, cellular component: nucleus. The coding region runs from base 248 to 1651 and encodes 467 amino acids. The record is from RefSeq and is a predicted model, not a curated record. Gene Ontology annotation, biological process: regulation of transcription by RNA polymerase II. The transcript has 10 exons. Lineage: Eukaryota; Metazoa; Chordata; Actinopteri; Characiformes; Serrasalmidae.
GUGGCUCGCUGCGCCCGUUCAGGUCGCGUGAGAGUCCGCACGCUCGCGCCGCGUUUACGGGAUGCUCACGCGCGCGAACCUGCCGCCCGGGCCGUGAAGAAGAGCUUGAAAAAAGUUUGGUCGUUGUUGUUGCUGUUGCCAGGGAUCUUCUUGUUGCUGUUGUCGCUGUUGUUGUUGUUUUUUAAACCCCUUGUUUGGGUUCGUUUCGUCUCUUCAUGACUGGGAGCGAGUCGCCACCGCCACCACCAUGCGAGCCCAAAUCGAAGUUAUACCAUGCAAAAUCUGUGGAGACAAGUCCUCAGGGAUCCAUUACGGGGUCAUCACGUGCGAGGGGUGUAAGGGUUUCUUCAGGAGGAGUCAACAGAACAAUGCCUCAUACUCCUGCCCUCGCCAGCGCAACUGUCUGAUUGACAGAACCAACCGCAACCGAUGUCAGCACUGCAGACUGCAGAAAUGCCUGGCUCUGGGCAUGUCCCGGGAUGCGGUGAAGUUCGGCCGCAUGUCUAAAAAGCAGCGGGACUCACUGUAUGCGGAGGUGCAGAAGCACCAGCAGCGUCUGCAGGAGCAGCGGCAGCAGCAGCAGACGGGUGAGGCCGAAGCCCUGGCCCGCGUUUACUCCUCUGGACUCUCGUCUGGCCUUGGAAGCCUUGGUCACGACAUUGGCGGCGCGUAUGCCAAUGGCCACCUUAUUGACAUGCCCAAGGGCCAGGCCAACGGCGCCCCGGCCGGAUACUACAGCAUGGACUCCACCCAGCCCAGCCCGGACCAGUCCGGCCUGGACAUGGCCGGCAUGAAGCAGAUCAAGCAGGAACCCAUAUAUGACCUGACUCCCGUGCCCAACCUCUUCCCCUACAGCUCGUACCAGGACAGCCAACUAGCACCAGGAGUUUCCAUGGGGGAGCUGGACCGGAUUGCGCAGAACAUCAUAAAGUCCCACCUGGAGACGUGCCAGUACACGGCCGAGGAGCUUCAGCAGCUCGCCUGGCAGACGCACUCGUACGAGGAGGUCAAGAUGUACCAAAGCAAGUCGCGGGAGGUGCUGUGGCAGCAGUGUGCGAUCCAGAUAACCCACGCCAUUCAGUAUGUGGUGGAGUUUGCCAAGCGCAUCACUGGCUUCAUGGAACUCUGUCAGAAUGACCAGAUACUACUGCUCAAAUCAGGUUGCCUGGAGGUGGUGCUGGUCAGAAUGUGCAGGGCGUUCAAUCCUCUCAACAACACUGUUCUGUUUGAGGGGAAAUACGGAGGCAUGCAGAUGUUUAAAGCACUUGGCUGUGACGAUCUCGUCAGUGCAGUGUUUGACUUUGCGAAGAGUUUGUGCUCAUUGCAGUUGACAGAAGAGGAGAUCGCUCUGUUCUCUGCAGCGGUUCUCAUCUCCACAGAUCGUCCCUGGCUAAUGGAACCAAGGAAAGUACAGAAGCUACAGGAGAAAAUCUACUUUGCUCUCCAGCACAUUAUGCAGAAGAACCAUAUGGAUGAGGACGCGUUGGCCAAGCUUAUUGGUCGAAUCCCCACAUUGGCAGCGCUGUGCACUCUGCAUACGGAGGAAUUGCAGGCCUUCCAGCAGUUACACCCUGAAACGGUCAAUGUGCUUUUCCCCCCGCUUUAUAAGGAGCUCUUCAACCCCGACGCUGCCAGCGUCAUGCCCAAGUGACGUCCACUUCCCUAUACACACCCACAUUCACAGCUAGGACACACCCUCUUUCCGUGAAAGGACAGGAACGCAGUGCGGCUGCCAGCGGGAAAGCUCCCGUGGCUGAGGGGAGGAGCCACCUACACCGUUGGUUACCUCGACAGCAUGCUGAUGAUCAUACAGCGUCCAAGGAACCGUCCAGCAAAAAUAACAACUACUACAGGAAUGUCCUGCAAAAUCCAACUCUGAUUUCACCGAUUCAGUCAAAAGAAUGUAUAUACGUACCCAUUAGAGAGGGUGCACUCCAGGACUGACCAGAAAUGUACAGACUUUAGAGCAAUUUAAGCUGUCUUUUAAUUGGGUAAGUUCGUCUGGGUCUUUGACCUUUUCUUUUUUAUACGACAUUGUAAUAUUGAAAAGGGGAUGAGGGUUGGAUUCAAAGAUGAGAACGUAGCAUUUCCCUAGUUUGGAGCGUAUUCCAGUAUUAAAUCUCCUUCUGUUUAUAUUUUAGGCAUAAUUUAUAAACAGCGGCCCUGAGAGGUCGGUACUUUGUCCAUGUACAUUUUUUUUCCUGUUUUUGUUUUGUAGUUGUACAUAACUUGUGAAAGUUUAGACAAAAUUGUAAAAGUAUACUAGGGGAUGCUUUUUUUUUUUGCUUUUUUUGGUAUGUUUAAAAAGCCUUGUCUGGGCUAUGUAGAUAUGUACAGAUGGUACAACAACAUUAACUUUACAAACUAUGGAACUAUGGAAAUGUAAAGGAUUUUCUAAGAGAAAACAAAAGAAUGGAUUAAUUGUACUUUUUCCAUGAGAAGAUAUAGAGAUAUAUAUUUUGCAAAUGAAUAUGGCUCACCAUCCUGUCAUUCAGCGCUGCAAUAAUGUUGUCCGUAAGCACUAGAUUGCUGUCGAACAAUCAGUCGAGGCGAAGGGAUAUGCGUGGAAGGGCCUUCUAAGGCUAGGGGCUAUUUUAACCUGUCAAUCUUUGUGUGUCCCCAACCCCCGCUCCAAAAAUCUACUGCCAAAAGCCUCUGCUAAGGCACAUGGUAAAAGUUGCUCUACUAUCUAAUUUGAGAUGCAAGAUGAAAUGAGAGAAACAAGGGAAACUAUCGAAAAAAAAUCUAUAGACAUACAUUCAGACACUUUAGCCAUGAGGUAGAUGGUGGGAAAGAAGGAAAGUAUGGGAAGAAUACUUAGAGAAAACUGAAGGUUGCUUCAGAACAGCUUGACUGGCAAACUUGUAAAGCAACAUCAACAGUUUGUAAAUACUUGAGGGGAAUCAAUCAAGCUUAACUUGAAUCUACGUAGAUGUUUUCUAACUCCGAAGCAUAUUCAGAGGCAAUAUGUUUGUUGCAACUCUAAAAGCAAGCUGUGAUAGACAAUCAUUUAGCUUUUGUAUUAUUUAUUGAAAUCCAAUAACACAGCACCGAGCAGGUGGAUAUUUGUUCUUGCGUAGUUUAUUGCAAUACUGAGGCGUCGCUCGCCGCUAUUAUGUGCUGCCAUUGAUCAGAAUUGACCCACAGGCCUCUGUUCUUCUCUCAGGCGAAGGCUGUACUAUGAUGCACAUCCUUCUUCGCCCAUACCUCAGAAAGGUUCGUAAAGAAAAAAAUGUUUCAUGCCACAGCACAUGUUUAGAGCAGAUCUUCUUUACCAUUGUUUCACGUUUGUGUCAGCUAUAAAUCCAUGGUGUAAUAACUUGUGAUAACACCUGAAAGUACUAGUGCAAUUUGUUCUGAUUUGUGAAUGAUGAUGAAGCUGAAGACUCACUUUCUUGAAAACCACCAAUGAGACUGAAAACUGUGACUAAUCAGUUGCUACAGGCUCGGCGAUACAAUAUUAUCACAAUACUUGAGCCGCAGUUCAAUUUUAUUUCCCUAUUUAAAGAUUUGUGAUAUGCAGGAGUGAAAAAUUGGUCUAAUAAGUGGGAGACCAAGGUGGCAAUAUUCAACAUACAGCAAUGUAAACGAAGUACACAUAUAAUUACAGUUAUCAUUUUUUAUUUUACACAAAAACAAGUAUUAUUUCUGAGAAGCUAAUGCUCCAUAUGUGGAUGUUUUUAACGUCAAACUCUUCCCCCCUAAUUUUGCACCAGUGGUGAUAUGCUAAUUGUUGACAAUAUGCAAUAUAUUGUUAUUUUUUUCGCUUUUGACUGAAAACUAUUCCUCCAAACAAAAACUUUAUCUAAUAGAGCAUUCACCUCACUUCAGUCUUUUUAGUCAAAAUUUUGGGAUUGAACCUCAUUCUCCUCAUAAUCCAUCACAUUAUCAGACUGUGCCUAAUGAGAACUCUAUUGACAGAAUCCUUGGUCAGAAAAAAUCGGUGCCCUCUUAUAGAUCAAGACAAGAUGCAAUGAACAUAAUUAAAUAAUCAAACAUUAAUAACUGGGUCUCCAAUUUUGAAUUUCAAACUGCAUCAAUUUUUUCUCCCACCCUUACUAAUCAACCUGAACCUGAUUUUGUUCCCCUGGGUGUUUAGCUUUUGAAGCUGUAGAACAGCAGUCACCAACCCUGCUCCAGAAGAUCUAUCUUCCUUCAGACUUCACCUCUAACUCUAAUCAACCCCACUUGAUCUAUGUAAUUAUUGCCUUCAGAAUUGCUUGAUUAGCUGAAGUAUGUGUGUGAGAUUUAGGUGGAAGGUGAAACCUACAGGAAGGUAGAUCUUCAAGAGGAGGGUAAGUGACCACUGCUUCAGAUUAUAAAGCCACUGAUGGAUUUCAGAGUGGAGUCACAUAAAAAGGCACUGAUGGAUUCAAGAGUGGAGUCACAUAAAAAGCCACAGAUAGAUUUAAGAGUGGAGCCAUAUAUAAAGCCAUUGAUAGAUUUCAAAGUGGAGUCAUCUGAAUUCACAAAUCAGGACUGACAAAAUGCAACAACAACACAAUCACUCAUAUGUGGAAGUUAUUGCACCAUAGAUUUAUAGCUGACAGAACUUGGAAUCACAAGGUUUACCACAGUAUCACCCGUCCAUUUGAGUUGACGCAAAGCGAUAGUAUCAAUUUACAGAUUUUUUGGGAGGGUUGAAGAGCAUCUCUUUAUUUUUUUUCCCAAUAACACAAGUUGUGGGUGGUCACAGGGUGGUCUCAGUGGACAAUCAGUACCGCCUUAUGUGUAGGUAACCUACAUAGGGACUUCCUAAGACACAUCAGCAUUAAAAAGGUAUUUAAAAAGCAAUACUUGAAUAUUUAUAUGUGAUUACUGGCUUGUGGUGUUUUAUUACAUUAAUAACAUUUCCAUUGACAUAAGGGACUUUAAACUAAAGUGAGCCCUUAACACUAUUAUGUACCAAGUAAUGGCACUUAUAAGGCAGAGGCCUAGUUACGAGCACCAACUCUAUGGAAGACUUGAUGCAUACAUCAUAUAUAACUUUUAGUGCAACUUGGAAAUGAUGCUUCCUAACAGUGCUAUAAAUAAAUGUUUUGCACUUUGUUAAGGCUUAAGUCAUGCCUUAUGUCAAUACAAAGUCAUUUACUUCACAAAACACCUUUCAAAAUCUUGCAAUUAAUGACAUAAGCUGCUGCAUCAUAAAUGCCUUAUUUAACACGUAGGCAUGUGUUUUGAAGUCUCUAUGAAGGUAGGCCUUAAAUAAAGCCAGAAUUCCAGCAAGAAACUACACUACAGGAACUAAAGGAUAUAUUUGAAUGCCCAAACUGUCUAUGACAACCACUCGUUCCCUCUGUGUUCUCUCAUUUUUGGUCGAAUGGUUCGAGAAGACCACAAGCUCUCUACUUUCUCCCGUUCAAGACAAUCAUUUCCGGAUGCAGCCUGAAAGCAUCUGUCUCAGGGACUUCAGCUUUCUUAUUUUCAAUAUAGAAAGAGACUCCUAUUUAAAAAGAAAAAACACACUGGGGGAGGGUACAAAUCUUUGGAAUCUUUUGGGGGUUUCUGAAACACUACCUGAAAAUGAGACCUACCCAGACAAGGCUUUGGCAUGUGUGUGUGACCGAGAGAGAGCGUGCAUAUGUUUGCAUAUGUGUGUACAAAAUGUGAAAGGUUAAAUAGUCUGAAUUUUGCAGUCUAAAUUAUUAGUCACUGCUGUGCUUGCGAAAGGCCCCGAAGAGAAGCUGUAUCUGUAUAUAAUGAUCUGCCUCACAAGCACUAGCUAGGGAGAAAGAGAGGUAAAAAAAAUAGAAAACUGUAAUUAUUAUUGCUUCUCCUACAAUGAAACGGAUCUCUAUGUAAGUUAGAUUAUUUAUAGCGUGUACGCUGAAUAAGCUCCCUAUCCAUUUCCACGCUUGUCGAAGACGGUGAAUCUGGUGGGGGAAAAAAAUAAUGUUCUACUGAAGAUGAAGAUGAAGGAUUUUUUUUUGUGGUUUAGACUGUGAAUUGAGGCCGGGAGGGGUCAACACUGUUUAGGUACUUUAGCAAUAACCUAAUGCAUUUACUACUGUCAUGUUUGCAUUGUAAGAUUUUAUUUUUUAUUCGGUUAUUAUUCGAAUUAUUAUUAUAUUACUACUAGCCUAUUGUUGUUCAGUUAUCCUUGCAUGCUGUUUCACGACGAUGAAAAAAAAAACGGUGGGCUUUUUUGUGUUUUGAUCAUGUGAUA